Messenger RNA from Pectinophora gossypiella (pink bollworm), 2037 nucleotides. RefSeq names its product peroxidase-like. The transcript has 13 exons. Lineage: Eukaryota; Metazoa; Arthropoda; Insecta; Lepidoptera; Gelechiidae. The record is from RefSeq and is a predicted model, not a curated record. Gene Ontology annotation, molecular function: heme binding; peroxidase activity. Bases 1 to 2037 code for a protein of 678 amino acids. Gene Ontology annotation, biological process: response to oxidative stress.
AUGUCGUAUAGUGGGGAGAUAGAGGAGGACGCGCUGGCUAAGGAUUUGCGAAGCAAGAAUGCCACAAAGGUGUGCACAAUAGAUGUAAAACCAUGCACCCCUCACGAAGGCAGGAGGAUUGAUGGGACGUGCAACAACUUCAAAUACCCCUCCAAAGGAUCAGCUAAAGGACCUUAUUUGAGGCUACUCAAAGUAGAUUAUGGAAAUGACAAUAAAGACAUCCGCAAAGACCAAAACAACAAGGAUUUGCCAUCAGCACGGCGAGUGCGGACGGCGCUACAGACUGACGGACGCGUGGAAGACAAGCAUUCCUUAACCAUCGCAGCCUACCACUACCUCGAGUUUAUCCAUCUGGAUGUCAGCGCGUUAAAUGGGCCCAGGGACUAUCUGCAGAGGAGACAGUACUGUUGCGAGCCCGAGGGGCAACUCGACCCGCGCUGUAAGCCCAUCCCUGUUCCUGCCGACGACCCCUAUCUCCGAGUGACUGAUAUACGCUGCCUAAACUUCUCCCGAGCUGAAACUUUCCAAGACGCUGGCUGCGUUCCCGAAAUAAUACCCCCAGAACAGAUAAACUUCCAAACGCCUCUAAUAGACUUAUCGACGGUGUAUGGGGUAGACGAAAAAGCUCUUGAUUAUGUUCGAGAGUAUGAUCAUGGUCUUUUAAGACUUGAGCGAAGAGGCGAUAGAUACGUACCAUUCAAUAUAUCAAGAGAUGGAAAUAUCACCAGAACAGUUAAUAAUGUAACUUUAGAGUCUCGUGAUGAAGUCAGCAUGCUAACAAUGGCUGUAACUAAUAUAACAAAUAACGACAUAUGCUUACAAAAUGAACGCAAUGAAACCGUCUGUUAUAAAUUUGGAUUCGCAGAGGUCGGGAAUUUCGACCUUCGAACCACGACACUAACAAUUUUCUUCAUGAGGGAGCACAAUCGUAUUGCUAAGGAGUUGCGGCAUCUGAAUCCUUGUUGGAAAGACGACCGCCUGUUCAAAGUUGCUCGUCAAAUUAAUAUAGCAACUGCGCAAAAUAUAUUCCUAUAUGAGCUGCUGCCAUUAUUUUUAGGAUACGAAAACAUGAUCCACUAUAAUCUGAUCUCUGACCGGGUGGAGCGGCUAUCUCCAUACUAUGAAGACGAGGUACCUCUGGUUUAUUCAGAGUUUGAGAUUGCUGUCAGGAGAUAUAAUGAAAAAUAUAAUUUGAUAGGUGAAUUCUCAGUAAGCGAAACCCUGUUCGGACAAGGUCUUAUAGAGACUGCCAGAAACUUUGAAGAAAUCAAUCGUGGUACGUUUUAUCAGCGCGCCGCGAAGUCAGAUGACAUCAUAGACCCUGAGAUUUCCGAGAAGUACUAUGGGAAUUUGCAGAGGGCUCAUGAUUUAUCCUCAAUAGAUAUACAGAGAGGUAGAGAUCUGGGUGUUCGAGGAUAUAAUGAUUACAGUCAUUUGUGCGGCAUGAAACCUGCCAAGAAAUUUGAAGAUUUUUCCGAUAUAAUGGAUGUGGAGAAAAUAUUAGCUUUGAAAGAUCUUUAUGAAAAAAUAGAAGAUGUGGAUUUACUAGCGGGUAUUAUAAGCGAACAUGACAUAAAAGGAGGAUUUGUGGGGCCAACACUGUUCUGCAUUAUGGCGAAACAGAUUCAACUUUGGAGAUUUUCUGAUCGAUUCUGGUUCGAACGAGGCGAUCAGAUGCAUAGUUUGACUUUACGUCAGUUACAUGAGAUCAGAAGGGCGAAUAUAGCUCGUUUGGUGUGUGACAACGCUGAGGGCAUCAAACACAUUCAGCCACAGGCGUUCCUGAAUGUAGGUCACGGAAAUUCGCACGUACCCUGCACCCACAUUCCUGGACCUGACCUAACCAAAUGGAAAGAUUCCAGUUGUUACAAAAAUCGCGAUGAGGGACGUCGGGAAAGGUUGAAAGACGAAAAUGACCCCAUCAACCACAAGGAAACAGGUCGUCACGACCCCCAAAAUAUGAUCUCGGAUUAUACCAGCUUUUUUAAUUCUUUACUCUCAUAUAAUCCCACCGAAGUUGCCAAAAAUGAAGAGUAG